Messenger RNA from Branchiostoma belcheri (Belcher's lancelet), 10203 nucleotides. RefSeq lists its product as uncharacterized. Gene Ontology annotation, molecular function: protein binding. The record is from RefSeq and is a predicted model, not a curated record. Lineage: Eukaryota; Metazoa; Chordata; Leptocardii; Amphioxiformes; Branchiostomatidae. The coding region runs from base 1 to 10203 and encodes 3400 amino acids. The transcript is spliced from 43 exons. Gene Ontology annotation, biological process: neuromuscular synaptic transmission.
AUGGGAAGAAAGCUGAGACACGUGCUGGUUUUCCUUCUCAUCAUCCUGAAGGAGCCCAGCAUGCCAGAAGCUGCCUGCAGGAAUAAGUGCAAACCCCAUUCCUGCAGCUGCAGUGGAAUGCGCCUCACCAGCAUCCCUCAGGACCUGCCAAAAACUAUAUCACAGUUGUACCUGUCCCGCAACCAGAUAAAAAUGAUUCAGGCUGGUUCAUUUGCAAAUCUACCAGGGCUACAAGAGUUGUACCUGUCGAACAACCAGCUAAUAAUGAUUCAGACUGCGGCCCUCUCUAUUGUUGCCGCCGUCCUCAUCACAAUCUGGUGCAAACGGAACACCAAGAAUCCUCCCUCUGGCCCAACUUCUAACAUAGCGUUGAGUAACAUCAACACCACAGCUACUGUACCGACUAGUGGUUCCCUUCAUGAUCAGACAGGGCAGGGCCAGUCUUUGGCGUCCACUCAACCCUUGAAUAUCAAACAUCCAUCGCGGGUUAGAGGGCCACCAAACCCCAAGACACCUAAAGGCCUCCCCCCUCUCCGUGAUGAUGAUGAGCCCACUUAUGUGGAGCCAGACGGUGCCCACUAUAUGACUCCAGAAGACGUCCUGUAUGAAAUGCCGGCAAACAGUCAUUGCGAGGAUGACAACCGGCACUACUACCAACCUCUGAAAAAAGAACAAAAUUUACCCACUGAUGCUUCUGGUUACAUACUGGGUGAAGAGUCGCCUGGUCAGGUCGAAGGUCAGAGUUCACCCGUCAGGCAGUCGUUCACGGCGAGACACCAGGCGCUGUCGGCGGGGUCCAGUCUGAACGGGAGUACUCAGGACCUGGACACGCUGGAGGACACCCCAGAAGGGCGGGAGCGUCUGCUCGCCAAGAAGAACCGAGAACUGACCUGGACGCUCCGACAGCUGGAGAAACGCUGCUCUGCUCUCAAAACUGAAAAUGUCACUUUGAAGCGACAGCGGGAGGAACUGGAGCUGGCUGAAGACAAGAUCAGCAAACUUCAGCGUCGGAACACGGAGCUGACCGCUCUCGCUCGACGGUUAGAGACCAAGGCUAAAACUCUACAGCAGCACAACACUGGGAAAACCAGCCAGCCAUCGGGGGAGAACCUGGAACAUUACAAACGAGUCUUCGCUCGUCAGCGAGCCAAGGACCUAGCUGACCACGCUCAGGCCAUUCUUGCCAAGGACAAGGAGAUCGGACAUCUGCAGCAGGAGCUGGUGACGGCACAGGAUCAGGUGCAGAACGGUGACGUGUACGGCCAUCAGGAGGAACUGCAGCGCAUCAUCACGCAGGCAGCGAAGGAACGGCUGCAGCUGGAGAGGAAAAUCUGCAGCAGGCUCAACUCUCAGAAUGGAGAGUUGGAGACUGGCAGGUUUGAUGGGGAAGAUGAGAGAGUUCAGAACCUGCAGCUGCAAGUAGAGACUCUGUCACAGGCAGCAGGCAGGGUACCUGAACUGGAAACCAGUUUACAGAACGAGAAGACAACUCAGCAGGGACUGAAGGAAGAACUCAGGCAGACCAACAGGAGACUCUCAUCACUGGAAGUGGAACUGUCCGAGCAGAAGGUCUCCAGAGCACAACUUGAAGAGCAGCUCAGUAACAGUAAUCAGAGAUGCUCCUACUUGGAGUCAGAGCUUGAAAGCCAAGUUGUUGACAACACUGACCUGACCAAAAGGACAUCCGAACUUCAGCGACAGGUCUCUCAACUAGAACAGACACAGUUUGAGUCGCAGGGUGUGCGGGACCAGCUGAACCUGCUGCUGAUUCAGAACGAGGAACUCCAGACGGCGAAACGAGCUCAGGAAAACAAAGUUCAACAUCUGCAGGCGGUUAUUCAGGAAUUGGAAGAAGAGUUGAGACAAAACCCCACUGAGGACCUCGCAGCCACCAAACAUCUUCUGGAGGAGAAGGAAAAAACUGUCCAGGAACUUCUGCAGCACCAGAAGAAAACUGAAGACACGCACAGACAAACCCUAACCCAGCUCCAGGCCAGACUAGAGGAGUUGGACUCCCAGCAUGCCGAGGGGCAGUUGCUAUGCCAACGGCAAACAGAACAGUUGAAGGACUUGUCGGAGAAACUUGCCAAAAAGUCAGACGACGAGAAAUCCGUUCCUCCUCCUGCCACUUCUGUGGGAGUCCAGGUGAACAUUAUCAGGACAGGAACACAGAAGUCUUUCCAGACAGACACACAGACGGACACACAGACAGACAGACCCUCCCAGCAGGAAUCUGACCGGGGAAAACUGGUGAAACCGGUGCCGAUCGUCGGGGCCAAAAGGUCGUCAGCGUUCGAAGCGGUCUCCCCCGGAGUGAGCGGCACGCCGGAACCGGCCCCCGCGGUAGUUGCUACGGCAGCGAAGAGAUCGAUUUCGCCACCUGUCAAUCAUCAAAGUCUUGCCAAAGAACUGUCGUCUGCCGGAUUUCAACCUAUACAGGAGCCAGAUGGAUCUGGAGACUCGUGGGAUGAGGCUAGCACGUACACCCUACCUUCUCACCAAGACAACCCCAGCCCUGAACCAGCCACACAGUCUCACACUCAGGGCUUAAACGGUACAGCAGAAGCCAGUGGUGAUGCAGACAUGGAGAAACAUCAGGGUUCAGAAGGCAGCGAGACGGGACCGACACACAGCAGUGGGGCCAACCAGGACAGGAAAAAACUCGCAGUGUAUAUCGCAAGGUACUCCUACAACCCUUACGAAGGACCCAACGACAAUCCUGAGGCAGAGUUGUCGUUCCAGGCGGGAGAUUACGUCUACGUGUACGGAGACAUGGACGAGGACAUGUUUUUCCAAGGUGAGCUGAUGGACGGUUCCCGGGGCCUGGUUCCCUCCAACUUCGUGGAGCGUGUCGCAGAUGAGGACAUGCCCAAUUGGAGCCCUGCACAGCCUUCCAUAAGUGAUGAGGAUGCUACACACGUGUCGUUCCAGAGCGAGGAUGAAGUCAGCAUCAGCCUGUUGGUACCGGAUGGCUCCACUAACGAUAACCAGCCAGGCCCCACGGCCCUGCAGCUGGCUCCAACCCUCCCCGACAGCUUCACAGACACGCUGGACAGUCUACAGAGGACCGAGGCAAGUCCCGGCAAAACUCCAGUUCCGUGUCCCCAGAACCUGGUGAUUGACAAGCAGCUGACGAGCAGCGUGGUUCUGAGGUGGGAGCCGGCUGACCUCCCGACAGACGAGAUCCUUCACUAUGCAGUCUACCUGAACAGGGAGCUCAAGGCCAAGGUCACGCCGGAUGCCAAACCCAGCGCUCUCAUCGAGGGCGUCGACAUGGACAAGACUUAUCGUGUUUGUGUGAGAACCACCACAAGAGCAGGACAGUCUCUGGACCCACAGGCAACACUCAUGCUGGGGAAAGAUGCGACCUUGGCGCCCAGUAACCUUCAGGUGUCAGAGGUCACCCCCACGUCGUGUGAGCUGUCCUGGUUACCUAGCAACAGCAGCCACGCCCACAGCCUGGUGGUGAACAGCGGGGAACCUAAGCUCCUCCCACCCGGGGUCUUCAAGCACAGCAUCACUGGUUUGCAGCCAGGGACGUUGCAGAAAGUAGAGGUUCGUUCUGAGAAGAGCAGCUCGAGUCUGUGGGACUUCAUCGAGAGUAAGACCUGGAAGAGGAAGGAAAACACGGCGGCCAGCGUGCAGUUUGAGACACUUCCAGGGGGUCCCCCCGACCCUCCGGUAAACGUGACAGUGGAGCCGGGACAGGACCCGACCCAGGUGCUCAUCAGCUGGCUCCCCGUUACAAUAGAUACCGCCGGCACGUCCAAUGGCGCCGUGGUGCAGGGUUACGCCGUCUACUCCGGACACAGGAAGAUAGCGGAGGUGACUGAGCCGACAGCAGACAGUGUUGUUGUGGAGGCUGCGACGUUAGCCGGCACCACAAUCGGACCUGUCCUGGUCAGAACUGUUUCCAGCUCCGGGGACUCCAUCAACUCCCAAUCUGCUGUCAUCCCAAUCAGCCUCAAGAAAAUGCUCUACCAGAGAUCCAAACAUCCCCCGGCAUUGUCGUCUUCUCAAGUCAUCGCAGAGGAGGCACCUGAGAAGCCGGCUGGGAGAAGGGAUGCUGGGAAAAUACAGAGUAUAGAGAUGAUGUACGAAGGUCGGACGGACGACAGCUCGCCCGAGAGCGACAUUUCGGACGAGCAGGUGGAGCAGUUUGAGCCGUCAGUGGGGCGCACCGUCACCAAGUCUCCUCAGGAUGGUCUCCCGAUGCCCCCUGGUGGCAUGGAUAGGGAACUGCAGGAGAAGAAGCCAGAGAUCCGUCCAUCCUUCCGCUCUGAGGUCCACUCGGACAGCAGUAACCACUCAGAGCUGUCAGACAUCGCGGAGGAGGCUGAGGAAGAUCUGGAGGAGGAGCAAAACUCUGACAGUAUGAGCAUCGAUGUUCCCGGCCUGGACCACGCGCAACCGGUACAUCUCACCGCAAAGCUGACUCACCCUGCCGGUGAUGACCUAGGGGCCAACACAGAAUCCGACCUGGAGGAACCUCCGCUCCCGAGCACCAAGGUCAAGAAAGGUCAUCGCGCGUCUCCCACCCAACACUGGAGAGAGCAGAGGAGAGGGCACGCCAGCCCUGUACCGGACACAGAACUACCAGAGGAAGAUGACUACAGUUCGGGCGGAGAGUCGGACGUUACGCUGAGGGACAGCAUGGAGGGGGACAGCGCCGCCCCGCGCUGGUUUGUCGCGCUGUUCGACUACGACCCCAUGACCAUGUCACCCAACCCCGACGCUGCCGACGAGGAACUGCCCUUCAGGGAAGGGCAACUCAUCAAGGUGUAUGGAGACAAGGAUGGGGAUGGGUUCUUUAUGGGGGAUGUGGACGGCAGGUGCGGGGUUGUGCCAUGUAACCUGGUGGAGGAGAUCGAGGAUGAUUACCGACUCCAGCAGCUCCGAAACUCCCAUAACGCCCUCUCACCAGACAAAAUGGACUCCUUAGCUGGCGGCUAUCAUAGAGACGAAGCCCACAUCCAGAACGGCCACCUGUCCCAGCUGCAGUCCCCGGUCCGCCGCAUGAGGGCGCUGUUCGACUAUGACCCGCAGGAGAUGUCCCCCAACGUGGACACGGAGCUGGAGGCUGGUGGGAGCUUUUCGCAGAUGGAGCUUCCGUUCUUCCAGGGUGACAUCAUAGAUGUGGUGGGAGAGAUGGACGAGGACGGGUUCUUCAUGGGUGAGAUGGGGGGAAGGAGAGGGUUGGUUCCAUCCAACUUCCUGGAGGAUCUGUCGAGUGACCAGGCCGACAACUAUGCACCUCAGCCAACCGGCCACGACCGGUCCUAUCGCAGCCCCUCACAUAUACAGGCGGCGCUGUUGUUGGAAGGCGGGCCGGCCCUGCGAGCCGGUCGGAGUCGCGGGCACGUCGUGAAGAGAGUGCGGCGGGACCACCAUGAGGACGAUUCCUGCACCUACACCUUCAGAAUAACGGCGGCGGACGCCAUCUCGUCUUCCUGCGCGGCGCCGCCCGGACUGCAGAACGUGACCGGAGAGCUCCAGGCGCUAGCCGCGCGGCUCCAGUCCGAGCUGGCCGAGGGGAUGGAGCGCCUCACCGACAACGAGGAUACCAUCACUCGCUGCUGCGAGCAGGUCGCGCAAUUGGAAACGCGUGUUCUCGAGGAGCAACUGGAACGCGCCAACCUCGCGGCUAACGUUGCCAACAUGACGGGGAAGAUCGACACGGCCAUGCUGGGGGCGGAGCUGCGAGAGUCGCAGAUGAAGACCGAUAUGGCGGAGAAGAACGGCGACCUGAACGCCGGCAUCCUGGAGAACAGCCGCAAGAUCGCCGAGCUGGACGGCCGCCUGACCAACGAGGUGAGUGGGCUUCAGGACUUAGUCUCUCGGGAGCAGCAGCAACGUUUACAAAUGUUUACGCAACUAACGAACUACACAGCCGUCAUAGAUCAAACCAUUGCCUCCCAAGCGGCCGCCAUGGAGGACAAAGUCAAUGGAAUGUUGGCAGAGCGCGACCAGAUUGAGGCAGGCGAGGCGGCCGCUAACGGCGCCCAGUGUUGUCAGGACCUGGAAGGUCGGUUCGCGAACCUGACUAGCGCCGUGAUGAUGCAGCAAGUAACGACUCAGAAACUCAAGCUCAGCCUGGAAGUCGAGGUCACUACCCAAGCCAAACAACUCGCGGCAGAUUUAGAAGAGGAACGCCUGCUUCGCACACAGCUGCAGCUCCAGGUCGCCAACCAGACCACCGAAAUCGAGAGAUUGGACUCUCUGUUGAAAAGGGUUGACAGUAACGGGAACGGCGAGGCAGGUCCGGGUCCGCUGCAGGUGUUACCGCCCUCAGGUACAGGUGAGGCUGUGAAUGGCCGGCCGGAGGCGCCGCUGUCAGAACCCGUGAAGCCCAGCGCAGAGGACCUGGCGGCAGUGCCGACCACGCUGGAGGGGCAGCGGGAGUACGUGGCCGGGCUGGGCGCUCAGCUGAAGGAGGAGCGCAAGCGGCUGGCCCAGCUCCUGAUCCAGGUGGACGAACAGGGUCUCCGCGUGGCCGACAUAGACUCCAUGGAGGACAAAAUCAGGGAGCUGGAGAUGUGCUGCGAGAGCCUGAACGCUCAGCUCGCCGAGCAGCAGGACAAGCUGAGAAGUCUGGAGAUCGACGUCGGGAAAGCACCGGACAUUGUCGUGACGGAAGUCCCGCCGGACGGCACGAUAGACGCGCUGCUGGAGGUCACAACGCGGGAGAUCGAGAAGGUGAAGGAAGAAAUCGACAGAGUAACUACGCGCGCUCCCCCAGGUGAGAUCGUGGACGGGCUGACGACUGAAAAGAAGGAACUAGAGGACAUCCGUACCACGCUGGAAACCAUACGCGCCAUCACAACGGCAGCACCUGGGGAGGAGUUCGCGACACCUGGACCUGGCGAGCCCGGGGUUAUCGCACCUGGCGUCACACCUGCUCCAGGGGUACCUGUGGGACCCGGGGUUGGAGUUACAGCUGGCCCGGGGGCAGUGGCACCUGGCCGACCUGAUGCACCUGGAGUCGUCGCCGUGACGGACGAGUACGGCCGCCCGGUGACGGACGAGUACGGCAGACCCGUCACCCAGAUCGCACCUGCGGUCAUCGCACCUGGAGUUACAGCUGCUCCAGGUGUUGCACCUGGAUUCCGCCCGGUUACAGACGCUCUAGGCCGCCCUGUGACCGACUCUUCCGGAAGACCAGUGACAGAACCUGCGCCUAUCGUCGUAACAGGCCCCGACGGCAAACCUGUCACCGACGCCUCCGGCCAGCCUGUGACGCUGGCACCUGGAUUCCGCCCUGUAACUGACGCUGACGGCAAUCCUGUGACCGACGCCUCGGGUAGACCCGUGACCGAACCGAUCCCUAUCGUCGUAACUGGCGCUGAUGGCAAACCUGUAACCGACGCGUCCGGCCAACCUGUGACCCUAGCUCCUGGAGUACGACCCGUAACAGACGCUGACGGCAAUCCUGUGCUCGACGCCUUGGGUAGACCCGUCACCGAACCUGUGCCUGUAGUCGUAACAGGUCCUGACGGCCGCCCUGUCACCGACGCCUCCGGCAAACCCGUGACGCUCGCACCUGGAUCCCGCCUGGUAACAGACGCCUCCGGCCAACCUGUGACUGACGAAUCCGGAAGACCUGUGACUGAAGCGGCGCCGAUAGUGGUGACAGGCCCUGACGGCCAGCCUAUUACCGACGCCUCCGGCCAACCUGUCACGCUGCCAGCUGGAGUCCGGCCCGUAACCGGCGCUGACGGCCAACCUAUAACGGACGAGUCCGGCCAGAUCGUGACCGAACCCGCACCGCUAGUCGUAACGGACGCCUCCGGCCAAAUUGUGACCGACGCCUCCGGCCAACCCGUGACUCUGGCACCUGGUAGCCGUCUCGUAACAGAUGCCUCCGGCCGCCCUGUGACCGACGCCUCGGGUAGACCUGUGACUGAAGCGGCACCGAUAGUUGUGACAGGCCCUGACGGCCAACCUAUAACCGACGCCUCCGGCCAGCCUGUGACGCUCGCACCUGGUUUCCGCCCUGUAACAGACGCUGACGGCAAUCCUGUGACCGACGCCUCGGGUAGACCCGUGACCGAACCGAUCCCUAUCGUCGUAACAGGCCCUGACGGCCAACCUAUAACCGAUGCGUCCGGCAAACCCGUGACUCUCGCACCUGGAGUACGCCCGGUAACAGGCGCUGACGGCAAACCUCUGACUGAUGCUUUCGGCAGGCCAGUGACCGAACCGAUCCCUAUCGUCGUGACAGGCCCUGACGGCCGCCCUGUGACCGACGCCUCCGGCCAACCUGUGACGCUCGCACCUGGAUCCCGCCUGGUAACAGACGCCUCCGGCCAACCUGUCACCGACGAAUCCGGAAGACCAGUGACUGAAGCGGCACCGAUAGUGGUGACAGGCCCUGACGGCCAGCCUAUAACCGACGCCUCCGGCCAACCUGUGACGCUGCCAGCUGGAGUCCGGCCCGUAACCGGCGCUGACGGCCAACCUAUAACGGACGAGUCCGGCCAAAUCGUGACCGAACCCGCACCGCUAGUCGUAACGGACGCCUCCGGCCAAAUUGUGACCGACGCCUCCGGCCAACCCGUGACUCUGGCACCUGGUACCCGCCUCGUCACCGACGCGUCCGGCCAACCUAUAACCGACGAAUCCGGAAGACCCGUGACCGAAGCGGCCCCGACAUUUGUGACAGGCCCUGACGGCCAGCCUAUUACCGACGCCUCCGGCCAGCCCGUAACUCUGGCACCCGGUACCCGUCCGGUAACAGACGCUGACGGCAAUCCUGUGCUCGACGCCUUGGGCAGACCCGUAACCGAAGCGGCGCCGAUAGUUGUCACAGGCCCUGACGGCCAACCUAUUACCGACGCCUCCGGCCAACCCGUAACCGUGGCGCCUGGAUCCCGCCUCGUCACCGACGCUUCCGGCAAACCUGUGACCGACGAAUCCGGCAGGCUCGUGACAGAACCGGCACCUGUUGUCGCUACCGACGCCUCCGGCCAACCUAUCACCGACGCCUCCGGCAGACCCGUGACCAUGGCACCCGGUACCCGUCUGGUAACAGACGCGUCCGGCCGCCCUGUGACCGACGAAUCUGGCAGGCUCGUGACCGAAGCGGCACCGACAUUCGUGACAGGCCCUGACGGCCAGCCUAUAACCGACGCCUACCGGCCAACCCGUAACUCUGGCGCCAGGUACCCGUCCAUAACAGACGCUUCCGGCCGCCCUGUGCUCGACGCCUUGGGCAGACCCGUGACGGAAACAGCACCUGGAUUCCGACCCGUAACCGACGCCUCCGGCCGCCCGGUGACCGACGCUCUAGGCAGGCCCGUCGUGGAACGCGUGGAGCCGAUUGAAGAGUUGACAACGGGCGAGAUCGACGCCCUUGUGACCAGGCUGCCCGGCGUGCGACCCACCGCCGCUCCGGGCGAGGCCAUCGGCACCACUGACGUCCUGAGGUACAUCACCACGGCCAUGAUAGAGGCACCGCGCGAGACCACCGCCGCCAUCAAGGACAUCGUCGGCCCGGAGGAGCCGGGGGUAGAGGCCACCACCGCUAUGCUGGACAGGAUCGAGGAGGCGACCACCGCACCGGGUCCAGUCGUAGGUCCCACGGAAGCUCCGUCCGUGAUGACGACGCGCGUGAUCCUGACCACGGACGAACUCGGCCGGCCGGUGACGCAGAGAGUGGCCGUGGUGACGGACGCUGACGGCAACCCCGUCACCGACGAGUCGGGCCGACCCGUGACCCAGGUCGUGACCCCUGCCCCCGCGGUGACCCCCCGGCCCGACCUCCCCACCCCCGAGCCCGGCCUCACCCCCAGCCCGGACCUGGCCGCCCUGCUGAAGAGACUGGACGAUCUGGAGAAGAAACUGACCACACAGGCGGAGGACCUACAGAAAGAACUUCAGGAGGAGGUGGAGAAUCGGCAGAAGCUGGAGGACAAGCUGACUGAGCAGAAGGGCGAGCUGGGCCGUCUGACGGAGGAGAACAUCCAGCUCCGGGGGGUGGUCUCCAACCAGUCUGCGGAGAUCUCACGACUCCAGCUCAAACAGAACAAGAUAGACACCAAGGACGGGCCCGAAGCACUAGAGAUCACUAGACAGACGGUGGUGAUGUCGGUGGGCGGGGCGGCAGGCAGGAAUGUCCAGUCUCACAAACUUGUCUUCUCAGAAGCCCUGCGGGUUCCCGGGGGACGUGACCCGGGCAAGGUCAGCAUCAAACACGCUGUCUGA